AAAUCUGUUUAUUAACAGCAUUAAACGCGACAUUGCAGUACUUUAAAUACACGUACUGUACACCGACGUGGGUUCAGCAUAACGGUAACUAUAGCGGAGGGCCGAGGGUGUUAGCUAGGGCGGUUAGCUAGCCGAGUUAGCUAUGCUCGGCUAAGCUAUAUUAGCCGUGAAACGCUCAGAUAUCGCUGUUUACGUACGUUAAGACGUCAUCCGUGCAUCUGUUUAGGGCGGAGGACGGUGCUGCCUGCGAGCACGGAGCUGUUCUCUGCUGGGUUUUGUUUACACCAGGUUUAUGUGAGCUGACCACACCUGAAAGAUCCGUGCUGCAGACGACCCUUCUAUAGGAGUCCAGCUCCCUCCCGUACGGCGGCAGAAGACAAAAAGACGAGAGCAAGACUUGGCACCUCCUGAUCACCUCGGCUCCCUCCGUGUUGCUCCUCCCAGCGCUCAGGGGCCACUCAGGGCCAUGGAGCUGGGGCUUACCUGUGUGGAUUGCCUUGGACGGCAGCCUAAUCAUCUGGACCCCAGUCAGACAGCGGCCGGGCCAGAGCUGCGACAGCACAACAGAUGGGUCCUCAAAGGACCCACCGCAUCUGCACAGCUGAGGAUGGAGCGGGUGAAGGAGACGGGAACUAAUUUUUCUCAUCUUCUGAUUUCACGCAAAUGAGUGCAAGGGAUGCACUGGCAUCCACAUCUGGCAAGAGUUGAUGGUGAAGACGUGCAUCACAUGGUGUCCCCAGCUACAGACGUCCCUGAAAGGGUUAAAACCUCUGAUGGACGAAUGCUCCAAACUUGAGAUGAGAUUCGGCGAGAGCGGUUCUUUACAUCCUUGUCAGUCAGCCCCCGUAGACCUUCACUUACACAGAAGGUAAUAACAGUCACGUCUGAGCUGUGAUGACACUUGGACAAACUGCUCAUGUUUGAAUCUGAGCGGACACUUCACUGACUCACGUCUGCAUCCGUUGGAUAUUGUCCUUAAUGUAAUUGUUCCAGAGUCCAUAUCUGCAGCUGUGUCAUUUAUAGCACAUGAUAAUGACCAUCAUGACCUACUCAGCUAAACUAAUGACACGAAGUGGCUGGACGUCUGCUGCUGAAGCCCACAGCCAGGCAGCUGGACCCAGUCUGGACUUCAUGCUCUGACCUUUUUUUUAAUUGGUCUUCGCUAUGAUGAUGUUUUUAAAUUAAUUACUUGUAUCAGAGCUCCUGCGUCCUCACAUGGCACAGUGCUGCUGUGUUCUACACGCGUCGGGCGGCCGGAGCACUUGCUCCUGGCGCAGCUGUCAACCUGAUUGAUUACCUCUGCAAAUGUCUAAAGGUUGAGCCUCUCACCUUUUGACAUUUCUCUGCAGUUUCCUUUUGGUUAACUUCGACUCCAAACUUGACAAAAGGAUGACAAAAGCGUAAAAGUCCCAAACAGCGGAAGUGGCUUUAGAAAAAUAAAUGUCAGAGAGAGAGAGAGAGAGAGAGAGAGAGAGAGAGAGAGAGAGAGAGAGAACAAGGACGACAAGAAAACACUUUAACACUGAGGCUAAAAAGAAUGAAUGACAAUAAAACCCACUUUUCAUGUAGACAAAGACUCAGAUUUGGAGAUAAAUGAAUCCUCUGUGAGCGAAGCUGAUUCCCAGCCAUCGCUUGACGAGAGACGCGAGACACUGACGGCAGUGAAAUGCGUCCAGCCUGAGACGUGUUGGAUAACCUCAGGGCUUGUGUGUGUGUGUGUGUGUGUGUGUGUGUGUGUGUGUGUGUGUGUGUGUGUGUGUGUGUGUGUGUGUGUGUGUGAGAGAGACUCGGUGAGCGCCGGUGAUGCGCUGAUCUUUGCUCGCGCAGCCCACUCGCUGUGAACCCAGCGUUUUCACCAGCAAAUGUCACGCUCUGGUCAUGAAACAAUAACUUUCCGCGCUGCCUACAUGGAAUUUAGCAGGACGGGGUUGAGGCUGGCUUCAUGAGCUGCCUCGUGGCUAUGUUGGCCUGUAUACGAUUACCAUUAAGGCGUUUGCUUUAUGGGAGGUUUGACACCAGCGUCCACAUGCUAACGCUGGACUAAAAUAGCACUGCAACCUUGCACGGCUCCAACAGAGGCCAGAGUGUUGGUGUAAAGCUGGUAUUCUAGCAUUUGCAUCAGUAGUUGGUCUUUAUGCUGGAAGUCCCCAGGGAGUUCCCCUUCUAUACGGACGUAGCAAAGGGCUUUUCAGUUUAAUAAAAAGUAAAUCUGGCUUUAGAAGCGGACUUUGACCUCUGAUUAGAUGAAUAAAUGCUAAUGUAUGGCUGUAGCAGUUUUCCAGUAGCUAAAGCAUAGAGCAGCUAGGUUGAAGCUACUCAAGCUGUAAUAUUCACCAGGCAGGCUGCAUUUAGCAAGCAGAGGUCAGGGGUCAGGGGUGAAUCCUGGUCCUCCUGGUGCAGCAGGCCACUUUCUGAAAACCUUCUCUCCUCUUUUGACGGCUCAGAUCAGGUCCAUUUGCAAGAAGGCUUUUCUGUCCAGACACAGUACUUCAUUGUAUUGUUCGUCUUUCUGGCACAUUUCAUUACUGUACUUAGUAUUUGAGUUUCCCUUUGGUUCUCAGUGCUGUACAAGUGAAAUUACUGAUUGGAUUUCUCAAACACAAACUAUGCAUUAUAUCCACUAAAGUGUAAAGGAAAAGGCUUUUUCUUUCAAUAGGAGAUUAAAGGAAAUAUGCAUUUUUAAUUGUGAUUUCACAGUUUGAUUUAUUGAUGCGACCUCCUUUUGUCAGUUUGGGGCUUCAGAAUCACACGAGCGUGAAAAUAAAACGCAUCGUCUUGACAUGGAGUCUGUCAGCUGUGAGAAGCAGUCAGCUGAUCAGACCUUUACAGGUUUCAGUGCUGUGAGAGGAGGAAGCUUUUAAGGAUACUGUUGAUUUCAGUGUUUGGCACCCUGAUGCUUUGAGUUUUCAGAGGCUGAAGUAUGUAUCAGAAGAAAGGUGCUACAGUAGUUUAAAUCAGGACUCGGCCCUUUGCUGCGGCUGUAAUCAGUUCCGUCGACGCAUGUUGUGGGGCCGAGGCGGCUGCUUACGCUGGGGGUACAACUCGUGUUCCAUUUCAAUAAAGGCAUUUGCACAGACCUUUUCUGUUAGUACUCGGUGACCAACCGUCGAUCUAGUGAGAUUUAUGUGGCUGAUGGAGGAGGACACGGGAGGUGGAAGCUCUCCAAAAGAUGCUUGGAUGUGACAGCUUUUAAGUCUUGUUGUCAGAUGGAAUCUCUGGGGAAGAACAAAGCGUAAAGAGGGCUCCAAGGAAACACUGAAGCAAAAAAUGUCUUAUUAAUCGUUUUCCUUUGUUUGCUCAAUCAAUCAAAUUGUCUGAAACAAAAAAUGUUGAAUUCCUGAGAGCUGACCAAACAAUGAAAUGAGUAUAUUUUUCUCCUUCCUUUAACUACAGUAAGUAAUUCAACAGUAUAUACCUUUAUUAAAGCAAGGAGGAGCGAGGCUCUGCAGCCAAUCCGCUCCUGGCUGUUUAAUAUGUGCACAGAGAAGCAAUUUAGCCUGUAGAAAUUGGAAUCAGACAAAUGAUUGAGUUCGCACCAAAAUCCCUGUUAGCUGAAAGCCCUUGUCCUUAGUGCUAAUGCAUGAGGAGGAGGGACGCUCACGACGCUGCCGUUGGUGCCGGAGUCCUCCUGACUGUUCACACUGCACAUGUGAACUUCCUAUUAACUUCAAGACACUUAAUUUGAUUUAGACAAGCAAAUGGAAACACUGACUUCAGUACUUAAAACUGGAACAAAUCUCACUAUGAUAAUAAUCAACAAUAAUCAAGUCCGUCCUCAUCUUUUUUAUGGACUUUGCUCUGUUGACACAGAUGCUGCGGUUGUUUUCAGUGUCAGUCUGCUAAUAAGUAGAAAACCAGGGUUCACUGUGAGGAGGCAACCAGUAAUAAUUUUAAUACUUCAUGAGUUAUUGUUUUAUUAAUAACCACCAGAAGCCAUUCUCUGAAACCUGAGCCACUUUACUCUCACUUGAUGCUGCAGGUGCAUCCUGAUCUCAUCAGGUUAGAUGUCAGUGGAAUUAUUUAACCUCCAUCCUUGUAGUUAAUGGCCACAAGGGUUAAAUGCUACCUGAUCUGUGUGCAGGAGCUCUGCAGCUUUGUGCCCCAUUUAUGGAACGAACCGCUCACAUAUUAGCGAUAAUAGUGGAUGUUUUAUAAAGGCCUUUGCUCCUAAAGCUGUUUUCUGCUCAGCUCUGUGGUGCACGUCAGUUCCAAGCGGCGGCCGUACCUGAGCCCUUGUAAGCAUAUGGAACGAGGGAGGACAACAGCGUCUUCGUGCUCUGACCUUGCUUCACUACAACACGUUGUCUCCCUCCCCGCGCGUCGUUCACACGGUGGCGUGAACACGUUCACCCUUUAAAGGCCCAGAAACAAAGAUGUACUGUGCAUAAACAGAAGCAAUUAGCCAAGUUUGUACCGCUCGCCUCAUCCCAUCCCUCACAGCUGACAGGAAUCCAUGAGAUGCAAAGUUGAGCUAUGUCCAAAGGGUGUAUGAAGUCCUUUGUUUAGCUUUCCUUUAUCUGCUGUCUGCUUUAUCCACACCCGGUGCUGUGGGAGUGGUACCAACCAGGGGAUGACUGUAUGAUAAUCUCAUUAAUCAGGACUCAACCACGAGAAGAAGGCUAUUACAAUAAGAAGUUGUUUUUUAAUUAAAGCUGCCCUUAAGCUCCAGCACACAAACAGGCAGACAGCGCAGCUCACACUCAAAACGGACGGUGCUGUGAGCGGGUUUUAGUGUGCAGACAGACAUCACCCAUGUGCCCGUGCAUAAGCAAAGCAAUUAAAGCAGGAGAGCCGGGGCGGAGCGAGAGACGAGCGGCUGAUAAGCGUGUCCCCUCAAACCGAUGCGACGGUGUUUGUGUUGGAGGCGGCUCCGUCCCAUCUCCCUGCUCAUCAUCCCAUUCAAAUGAAUUGGAAAUCCCUAUGCCCCCUUCCACAAGCAUGUCGAUACCUCCUUACCUCCUCCUCAGCCUCCUUCCGUCUCUUCUCCCCAACCACCUGCUGCUGGUCUGCUGUUUCUACUGGAGCAGGAGUUUCAUGGUGCAGAGCUCCACCGAUCAAUCUGGAUUCAUAAACACAUCUGCACUUUUUCAUGAGCUGUGGCUGAGAUCUCAUUAAGUCCAACCAAAUGUAAUUGCAAUUACCAGCAGCGUUGGCUGGGGCCUGUGUAUGUUGGUGUGUGCGAUGACAUUUAGUGUAUCACGUCAGCAUGACACACACUGCAACUAAUUAACAAUAUGAUAAACAGGUUUUUAUUACUAUUAUUAUAAUGUGCAGAGAGUUUCUUACUCCUGACAUUUAUCUCUCGUUAUUACCAGCAAGGAGGAACCAGUGCUGGUCACACGUAUUCUGCAAUUUCAAGAAAGCAAUUACAGCAGUAUCUGCACAUUACAUCUGCUGAUGUCUCAUUUGUAUUUACACGUUCGGCCGAUGAGCAGAUGGGUGAUUGACAGCAUCUGUUUUUAAGUAGGACAGGGUAUAUUGUUGUAGGAUUACAUUAUGAUGCGUUCUGUGACAGGAGGCCUGUUCUGGGAGGUUAUUUAGCAACUUAAUUGAUGAGGUUUUGUCCUGUUGUGAUGAGUAGUCAAGUUGCAGUUUGGCAUUUUUCUCAGUAAUGUUUGGACCGAAGCUAAUGAGCAGCACACUCUUACCGCUGCCCAAGAGAUGAAGCCGUCAUAACUUAAAUAAUCACAAUCUUAUUUUUCCACGUCAUUUAAAGUUGUGCUGAACACUUUCUUGGGUGCACGGAGCUUCAGCAGCGGGCUGCGAGUGGCCUAAAAGCCCGAGACGCCAGAAGGGUGAGAAAACAUCAAGGCUCACAGGGUUCCUGUACUGGAGCCCAGUCCUGGAGGAUUAUUUGACAUGUUGCUCCUUCUGAGCCACUUCUGCUCCAGCUACAUGUACAAAGGUGAGCGUGUGCAGAUGAUCCAAUAUUUGCCGCCUGUGGAGCCUUGAUGGAGCAAACGGUUCCACCACACUGCACUGACAGCCGGAAGCGUCUGCAUGGAUUUUAUAUAUGAGCCACAAGCUAGAGUCAACUACAGUUAAAGCCAACAUUUCAGGUGCACAGCGCCUUUUCCUGCUUCCUUGGGCUGAAUGUCAUCGCCCAGAUCUGCAGCCGUUUAGCGCUCAGUGGCAUUGUCAGAUGGAACGAAGGGAAGAUCCUCUGCCGCGGCUUACAUUCCCGCUCCGGGCAGAUUGGGGCUUCAGCCCCAGACUUAACUUAGGGAUGUGGGCAGCUGAGCUCAUUCCACCGGGCGAUGGCUUUCAGAUACCAGGAUGAGAUUGUGGAAUAGGACCAGAGUAAUCCCAGGUCACCUUCACAGCGCAUCGGUCCAGACCGGCCGCCCCCGACUCGUCCUCCACAGCCUCCACACCUUUCUUGUCUUUCCUCAACUACUCUAUGUAUUUUUUUAUUUCACCUUCCUCAUUUAGUUGAUUUCACCGACAGGCUCAGUUCUCGUAUUUGUUUACUGCUGAACGUCAGCUCUGCUUUGGUGGCGUCGGCUCACCUGUCUGACCCAGUCGGCCUUGAGCAAACAGUACAGACUGGACAUGUGGGCUCCUUUAAUUCUCUUUCAUGCAUUAUUCCAACUGUUGUAUUGAAUAGACUGAGAAAGGCUGCUGAUUAACCAAGGGUGCAGUAAUGUGUUCAGUUCAGGAAAGCUGCAUGUCCUUUGAUCUGUCAUCUUUGAGCAUAGCAGACCACCCAGACCACCACGUGUCGUGAUAAGACGAGUCUUUGUGGCGUCUGCUAAUAAAACAUGCAGCACGUGCCAUGAAGUGCUACAUUGUUGCUAAUGAAUAGUGAAUUACCCCAAGGGUUUGACGGCCCGGACCCCACAUACACCACAUGUCCUGAACCAGAACCUGUUCUGUUCUCCUACACAAACAUCACUGUUUGUUGAAAGGCAGCAGAAUGAAAAAGCUUUAAAUAUUUCAUUCAUUUAUGUGUUUAUUUUUUAAUUUCUGCACUGCAUGUGUUUUUCUUUUUAAUUCAUUAUUGGGGAAAGACGGUUGUGGCUUCAGCAGAUUCUCAUUUUCUUUCUGCAAAGCAAGUUUAACACUUUAUUAAUUCAAACUCAUUGGCAAUUUCCUUUUAACUGUGGAUUUGUCAUGCAGUCUGAGUGUGGAGGUGGUGAAGAUCUGUGCUGCUCUGCCCUCUGCUGCCCGUCUUCGGUUUUUACCUUGUUGUGCUCUUUGUUGUGGCGACCGCCUCCAACGCUGCCUUUCCAUGAAUGCUUCACUUGCAGACUUGAUCCUUGAUUGAUGUCUGUGCAUCGGCAUCAAAAAUAGAUGUCGACAAGCGGGAGGACAAGAGCCGGUGAUUCAUUUCUCAUGUCUACAUGACCAUAAAUCCUACAUGAGGAUGCUUAUCGUGCAGAAAAGGUGCGGAGCCGGCGUUCAGCGACACGUCAGCCGGUGGUUAAAGCGUUAGACGCCUGCUUCUAAAGUGUCUUAACUGUGGCGUCCAUGAAAAAUGCAAGCAGGCAGACUUUGAAUGAUGUGAGCUUGUGAUACCGCAGACGGAGAUAAGGGAGGCCUCCUCCGGCCUCAGCAGGGGUCCGUCUGUUCCAUGCAGAUAGUGAGCAAAGGCAAAAACACAUUAAGGCUCCUUCACCUGUGAACAUGUCAUAGUCACUAGCACAUGCAGAUGUUCUAGUGAGGAGCAGACAAAGGAAGUGACUCAGUCCAGACACUAACUACACAACAACACUAAACAUGUUCUGUGUUGAAUUAUAGCGACAGAAAGUUGUCACUCUGUUGCCAUGGCGACCAACAGUGAUUGUGUUUCGGUGGUGAACUUGCUUAUCAGACUGUGGAGUAAUUAUGGAGAUUUGAUUAUCCAAAAGAUCACAUUUCCUUCAUUUCUACUGAUUGUGCUUUGUAUCGUUUGUCAGUUUAAUUAAUAGACAGCGCUGGAGCUAAAUUCUCCUGUUGUGAUGAUGGUCAUGUUUAAACGGUUUUAUGAGUUUGAUUCAACUGUGUGAUCACGUAAUAUAUGUCCUGCAUUGAGCCCAACCAAAGGAUGUUCAUGAGGCUCCGUCCACUGUGUCUUUGUGUCUCAUGGUCACGACAGCGCGACAUAAAAUGUUGCUUAGGUGAGAAAUAAAGAACAUUCAUACAAAGUGUAUGAAUGUUUGUUUGAGGAGAUAAAAAGUCGGCUCCUUUCUUGUCUGUCUUGAUCAAAGCUCCUGCGUCAAUCAGAACCAAUGUUGUGAUUAAUAGAACUACUUCUUUUCAGCUCAUUGUAUGUUGUGUAGGUCAUAGUGUUGUGUUUUAGGCCUCAGUGGUACCUGCAGUGUUACCCAGUUACCCGCUCUGAACUGUGACCAUCCGCUGUACGUUUGCUGCCAGUCAGUGUUGAAACAUCUGUUAACUCUGAGGCUCUGGGUGAACACGUCUGCAGCUCCAGUAUUUUCUGUUGCCUACAGCUCCCAGCUGGACUGAGUGGAUCCCUGGGCUCGAGGCGUCUCUGUGCAGCUUUGCUGCGAGGGGACAGGAAGUUCCCAAGUGAACCAGCAGGUGCUGCUGUCGGACCAGCGGCUGCAGCAGCGUGUCUGUUUAGGUUGUAAACCUAGACCUGAAUGGGCUGCAUGUAGUUGUCUUGUGCUUCAUUUGAAUCAGUCAUCAGUUUGCAUACACAGACACAGAGCCGAACCCGGUCACAUCGUGUUCUAACCUCCAUCUUCAAGCUCCGCUCUCCUGCCGACACUACGCUUCACGUUGCUCUUCUCUUUCUGGUCCGAAUCUCCAAGACCUGUGUUUUCUGCAGGAAAUUGCUCAGUCUCUUCAGAAACUCAUCACAGCCUCGCCACUUUGCCCUGAUGGUGGAUAGGUGGCAAAAAGUAUCAGACAUUAUUAUUUCACAUCAGGUUUCCAUGACAACCCGUCUUGAGGGGUUGAUGGAGGACUGGCAGCAGCGGAUGUGGCUGCUUCUUACCCCUUCUUAAACCCGGACUACAACCAAAGGUUUGUCGUGGGCAAAACUAAGAAUCAAUAUGAUUGAGCUCAAAGAUCUUAUCCAUUAUUCACUCUCUCCCUAAACCUGCACUGGAUCUUUCCUAUUUCUGCUUUUCAGCUGUGACAGAAUUCCAGUAAUUGCUUGUCACGCCCUGCUUCGCCUUCUCUCUGCACCGGCCACAUGCAGAGCCUGGGGGGAUCCCAGCGGUUGGAGGACGUGCUCAUCCUCCUAGUUAGUGGGUCCUGCUGCUGUUUGUCCACAGCACAUCUGUGUUGACACGCUGACCUUUGUACAAUCUAAGUAAUUCUGGAAGUAUCGUUAUUUUAAUGAAAGCUUAAAGCUUCCAGCUUUGAGCUGCUGAGCGAGCCCAGAGGCCAGUGGUGAAGUCGUCCAGCAGUUGUUUGCUUGUCUUUGACCUCGGUGAUGAAGUGUAGCUAAGGGUCAAAUGCAGAGCACCUCGGCAGCUCCGACAUGAAGGACAGUGCUCCAGGAAGAGCUGGGCUCUUACUGGGCGCAGAAUCUUCUCCUUCUCACUUCCAGCAUUGUACAACAGACAGCAUCAUGUCAGCAGGAACAAAGCAGGCGGAAUUAAACCUGUCCCCAAAUAUUUUGACUCCCCACUUCACACACCUCAUCGUGAAUGAAGAAGCUCUUCAGCGAUAUUGCUUUUGCUCCACACAGUUGGCAUUUAAGUGGAUGCACUUACCUUUGUGCCAGAGCUUAAAUGAAUGUCUAAUAAAAGAAAGUCUUGUCCUCCUAUUUCCAUUUAGAUGAAGGAUUUUACUGUGAGGCAGAACUUGUUACGUUGAAGUUCCUUAAAUGUAAAUCAAUGUUAAACCUUCUAACAGAGCAAAGUUCAGCUGUAUUUAUCGAAGUUCUGAACUUCUUAAUCUGAGUUUGAAAAGAGCACAUAGUUAGAUUGAUCAGGAUAAAGACCAACUUGGUUUACUCAGCGGCAGCGCUGAGGCAGUGCUGGGAGGUACAGUAUUAUACAGAAGAAUGAAAGAUGAGCAUGGGGUGCGGGUGGAUGAGCGCCGUGUCGCAGCGAGCUGCCUGUGUUUGUGUAUUCAUGCUGGCCUCCCAUUAGCUCCAGCUCUUGUGUAUCUCGCAGUAAUUUGCUGGAUGAGCGACGCGUGCCCUCCAUGGUAAUAGGUCCAUCCGGUCUCUGCGGUGCCGCUCGUUACCAAACAUUGCUACGUUUCGCCCGACCUCGUUUAGCGCAGCGCCAAAAAAUACAAUUAAAGGAGAACAUUGGAGAAAGAGUUGGACUCUGAUGGAUGAGGCUGAGUGGAAACGUCAUGACAGCUUCACCGGGUGGUGAUGCUGGAACAGCACGUCAUUAAUGCUAAUAAGAAUGACAGCAGUAAGAAUGUAGAUGAGAGCAAUAAACAGUCAUAUGUCUGUCAGCUGGAGACUAGUGUUGGCUUAAAGACGGCUCCACUGCACCGUUCACCGUGAAAUCACCUCGGAACAAAGUAGAUACAGUUUAAUAGUUUGGUUUCAUGCUAUUUAGCCUAUAAAUAAUGUACUGUACACACCUAAUAAGAAUGCUCCUGUUUUGGAGCAAACUGAGCAUGUUUUUAAUCUGAACAUUUGAGCCGUGGUGUCUUCAUCUGGUCCUGGUUCUGUUCUUUGCUUCCUCCCUCCAACAGUCUGUUGGUUGCUUUCAGCCUUGCACAAGGACUUUUAUCGGCCUUCAGCAUGAGAGGAAGCAGAUUUACAUAAAACCUUUUGUGUGCUUGAUGUAAGUGGGUUCUGUGCUCAUCAUAACCAUGUAGGAGCUUCUUCUGUUUCAUGCACUAUAUGUGCAGCACCGAACCACGUUUGAUCGGUUCCGCUGCGCUGCAUCACAGGGUCCACAUACACUGUGAUAUACAGUACAUACAGUAAAGAAGAAGAAGCUGCGAGGGAACAAAACGAGCUGUGAAGGACCAACGUUGACCUGAAUUGGCUCUGUUGUCAUGUGGCCCCAUGUUGCAGUUAUGUGACUGUUUGUGUCCAGCAGAUAGUUUAGGUACGAUGGCAGGAUGAAAGAAGUGGAGUGGGCAAAGGCUUGUAUUAAAGCUAAUUACAGAGCUGCAGCAGAGGGAGGCUGUCAUUUGCUGCUUUUAUCAAACAGCCUAUCAGCCCCAUUAACUUCUGUGUGGCUGCACAAUAAGCAGAAAUGUGCUUUGGCAAACGUGUGUAUGCAGAAAAUGGGCUGAACCCAAACAUGGAGCACAGGGAGUUAGACUCAGGUUGUAUCAUGAGCUUUAACUGAUGCUCUAGCUGCAGAAACGUCCUUGUUCUCAGAUUGAUCAUCUUUAUCUAAAGCUUUUUUUUAAGAGAGUAAAAUGCUUAUGUUACUGGGGAGACAGCGAAUGAAUGUCCGUGCAGGAGGCUGCGUCAUCUGGGCCCAAAUAAUGUGAAAUAGUCAUCUCCAGAGAAGCUGCCUGAAUGAGAUCUUCAAUAAUUACCUGGGCACUUUUCCCCUUCCUGUCCGUGGACCGCCGUGUACCUCUCAUGUACGUCGUCCGUCCACGGCUGAUUCCCAUUAAAACCUGAAAAGCAGUCAAUGGCAACCGCUUCCAACUAUUUAAAGACUAACUGCCUUUGAAUCAACAGUUGGUUUUGGUGCUGCAGAUGUUCAGUUAACUUUGCGACCCUCCCAUGAAGAUGAUUCUAGACUCUAACUGCAUUUAUAUUGAUGCUACGUUAAAUCGACCCUGAUUCACUAUCAUGUAAAACAUCCAGGUUUUAAUCUGUACUAUGAUUAUGCUGUGACCUUUAAAUGUGAUUUCUCAACACGCUCCUUUUUUUAAUUCCUAAAGCUGACGGCUCGCGUCUCUUUACAUUCUGCCCGGAGGUAAUGGAGCAUCAGCAUUCCACACGCGCUCCCUGCAGCUGCACGGGUCACAGUCCAGAACCACCGUGCGUAGAUUAGUCAGGGAGGCCAGACAACAGCCUGAUGAGCAGGUCUAAAACACAACCAGGAGGUUUGCUCCGUUUCUGAAUGGUUUUUCUAUUCCCGGUUACCUUGACAACGACUGUGACUCCGAGGUCCCACAUAAAAAUACAGACAGUGCGAUUUAACAAAGGCUCAUGUUUCGCCUCGUGGACACAUACAGCACUGGGUUAGAGCCAGUUCAACGCCCAGAGAGUUCAGUGUUGGAUGGUCGGGGUUUGAAUCAGCACAAGCUUCAACUUAUUAUGUAUGGUGUUAAUAAAAUCUAAGCGUGAGACAAGAACAUUCUAUGAAUUAUGGAGUGAAGAAUUUGUCCUCAGCACCAGAAUAAGAUUCUCUUAGAUUUCUGGUUUUGUUCUUGACGACAUUUCACCUUCAUUAUUACUAAGAUCUAACGAAAACCUCUGGACUGCAGCUCUAGCUGUGUGAUGUUGAGAUGUGUCCCUACUUCCUCCUUCAUGCGGUGAAUAAACACACAAUGAUGUCAGUGUUUCACCACUGUGGACACAGACAAAGCAACUUUCAUUACAGCGUAGAAAUAAAAAGAUGAGUUUUAUAAUAAACACCAAGGCCAUAGUUGUGAUUUACAACUUUAAUAUAAGCACAUACAUGGUUAGCCUUUGGACUUUCUACAGGUUAGAAGCUGCUGUAGCUUCAUUUCAUUAGUCAGGUGACGUAGGUGUGAAUGGGUGCCUCUGUGAUGGACUAACAGCCUCUCGUCCACUGACAGCAGCUCACUCGUAUGAGGACAAGCCGCUCGGGUGAUGAGGGACCGCUCAUUUGUCCAUAGGUGCAAACGUGAAUGUUUCUGCUGCCCUGUCCUUGUUGAACCAUUGGUUCUCACCCAGUGAUGGCUGAGAUCAGCUCCGGCACCUCCACGACCUGAAGGCCAUAGCUGCUGUCUCCUUAUCCAGGAAUGGGGAUGUAACACGAAGACAGCUACAGUUUAUAUUAGAAGACACUUUGAGACAUUUUUGAGUUCAGUUUGAAUUUCUUGAUUUGAUGUUGGAGAGAUGUUCCUUUUUGCUGUAUAUUGCUGCUGUGAGCGGAUUAGCCGUAUUGUCCUCUUUGUUAUUCAGGACUGUGUACAUAUACAGCUUUGAAUCAGCGGCAGGAAAUCAGAAUGCAUUGAAAAGAGCCAAACAAACGAACCGGUCACUUCGACCUUAAAGGCGUCCGCACGCAAAUGCUGAUGAGAACAUGCUGGGGGAUAAAACAAGCAGAGAGCAGCUCAACCUUUCAGACGCUGCAUGGACUGUUUGUGUGGAGGAAUGGCUCACAUUAGCCUUUGUGUUCGUCAUCCUUUGUGUUUGGGUGACUUCCUCUCGGGUGAAAACACCCUCCAGCACAGCGGACAAAGGUCUGCAACAACAAUUUGUUUUCUUGAGGUUUGAGGUCAUCGCUCGUUUCACAUCAUUUAGAUUCUUUUUAUUUCUCAAAUUUAAAACAUCAUAUAAUAAGCAAAUAAUCUCUGAAACCAACAUAAAUAAUAAGAGACAUGAAAAUAUCCACAAUUUAAUAUGUAUUUUAAAUCCUCCUCCUCACAGACAGGAGGAGCCCAUUACUGUGAACAAAUGGCUGAAUGAUUCACUCACUUAUCUCAUUUUGCACCAGUGAGUGAAGACGCAUGCGGCCACACGUCAGUGGACAUGCUUGGCUUCUACUUGUUUGCCUCCGUCUUCUCAGGCCACGCAUCAAACAUAAUGCUUUAUUUGUGGGAGCAGGAAUUUCACAGUCAUUGAGUUUUAAGUAAAAGGAUGAUGCACCAAAAAUUAGUAAUAAUAAUGAAAUAAACACUGAGCUGUUUUAAUACAUUAAAAUAAUUAUGUGUUCUUUCAUCACAAACAGACGACAGAAUCAUGAACAAGAAAUGAUUAAUAUGAAGGCACUUACUCCCAGACCGGCACAGCUCUGGCCUGUGGUGCUGCACUAGUACAGAUCCUGCCUGGAGUCGGCCUCACGCAGUCGGAAGCACUUACGUUAUGUUCCAGCUCUGAUUCUCCAGCGUCUCAUCCUGCAGCCUAAACAAACAAUGACACAGUCUGCUGCUAAAUCCCAUCAAUGAUCAGGUCCAGACAAAAUAAUUCAUGGAAGUCAGAUACCAGUAAAAUCAACGCUGGUAUUGACUUCCCUCAGUGUGGCUUCUGUGGUUGCCGUGGUUACGAGGCAGGUUGCUCCAUCAUCAGCUCACACUCUGUAGCCUCACAUUUCUUCUAAAGGUCUUUGAAGUGUUUGAAUCAAAACCAGUAGGAGCUAAUUUUGUAUCAUUACCAGCUGGUUCAUACAAGGUACACUCACAGUUUUCUAUUCCAGAAGGAGAAAGAAGCCAUACAUCCACGGGCAAAGAAAUAGAAAUGUUUUCCAGACCUGAUGAAGCUUUUUGAAUGGGAACAUGUCUCUGCCCAGACUGAGCUCGUGCACAGAAAACUCAGUGAACACAGUUAUGUUAUAUAGGCUGCAACACAAGUUCCAGAGGCUUGAAGUGUGUGUACCGGCGGGUGAAGAAGCUAUAUGACGCUAACAAACCUCAAGCCAGACGCGUCCACGUCCUCUGAAGCAGCCUCCGAACGGCCUCCAGUCCAGUGGAAGCCACCGUCGGCCUCUGGAUGCUGCUCGUGCGCAGUGAGGUUUAUCACGAACCGCAUGUUUACAAUGUGAACGCGGUUGUUUCUCAGGAGUAACUCCAAAUGGAUUUUUAUCCACUUACUCACUCUACACCUUUACCAUGGUAACAGUGUUAAAAGGAUUUUCAUCAAGUGCAGGAGCAGCCUUGACUGUGUUCAAGUGUCCACUGAUGCAUUAGUGGAUUCAUAGAUAAAAAUUAGGAAGAAGAUGUUUAUUUGUUAGCGGAGUGUCGUUUCUAUUAAAUGCAUGUGAUGGUACAUGCUCGUUCUCCGGGUGAGAGGAGCGUUACUUACAGUAUUGUUUUGGCGAUUAGAUCAGAUAAGCUGUUAUUGUCCACAGGGGAGUUCUGUAUUCACAGCAACAUCCCUCUGACCCGCGUCCAGACCCUGCACCCCACAAGCAGAGGCGAGCGCUCCUGCAGCCCGUCCGGGGUCCUGAGUGUGAACAACUGGUUGCUGUUGUUCAGACUGGUGAUGCCGAAAUAGUUUGUGUUAUCGGAAAAGGAGCAGUGGUGCUGCCAAUUAGGAAGAGAGAUGGUCCUACAGUACGUAAAUGUUUAGAACCUCCAUGAAACUCACCGUGUCCACCAGAGCCUCAUUAGGCUCCUUCUGCUCUGCACGCAAACAAAUGAGAAUGUUGUUAAUGGUGCAUUAGUUAGAAAAAAAAACAGUUUUUGACUCUGUUGUGUUCUACAGGGCCCGUGGUGGGUUAAAUAAGAUGCUAAACAAAUAAAGCACGGUGCUCAUCUUUUAUUCUGCGAGUCAAAACGGUCCCUCAGAACCUGCUCUCCGUCUCGAAGCUGCAUCUUGUUACUCUUUCAAAAGGUUCCGGUGAUGAUGCCUCGUGGGAGGCGGCUGUAAUCACUCCAAAGGUAAUUAAACCAAUAAGUUCUGAGACUCUGAAAGAAAACAUGUUCUGCGCUCCUCCGAGUUUGUGGGAGGUAAACAAAGCUGCCCACCGCUGCCACCGGGCCGUAGCACAGGACGAGUGUUCUAAUGGAGGCAGAGGCUGAAAAGCAGCAGACCCAGUAAAUGAGACGGCUAAAAAAACGUCUUCCAGCAGCUGCGGACCUGUAACAUGAGCAGAAAGGCUUUUAGAGCUAACCUCGGCUUCUCUGUCCUCCAUGAGCUCAGGUUGACAUGUAAACUAGGGACCGGGUCGGGUUUGGGUCGGGGUUCAGAGGUUGUUUCACGUCCCAAUCGUCACACAUGCUGUGAGACACGUUUCCACCAGUGUGACGCUGUCCUGUUUUAAGCUUCUCUCCAUUCAGUGUGUCGGCUGCUGAACAUGUUUAAGGCUCAAACACCGAAAACAUUCGGACGGAUUCCAGGCAGCUCCACAGCCAGAAACCAAGCGAUGCUGCACCUCGGGCUGGCGCCACACUGAGCGGCAGGGUGGAUUCUGGUCGGGCUGGGUUGGCUCCGUGUCAGGAUGUCAGGAUGUGUGAGGGAACGGCUGCGGGCAGAGACGUGAUGUACAGCUGAACUGAUGCAGCGCGUUGGUGUGUCUUCCACGCGGCUUCAUGCCCGACGCGCCGUCGCCCUCGUUAACCUUUGCGCGAUUAGUCUCCCACACUGUUUCCUGCUCCUGUUGUGGGUGUAGGUGUGUGUGUGCAAUGAUGAGCGAGGUCUAACGCGCGGCUCAGCUCCUCAGGCUGCUUCUCAUGUUGUUCAGCUGCGCUUCCCUCCCCAGGUCUGAGGAUGAAGAAAGUUCUAAGUCCUAGUUUGAACUUUUUAAUUUGGACUCACCUAAUCUCCAGGCGUCUGCUAUCGCGGCCCCGCCUCCGAGCGGCCCGGCUGCACCCGCUCCCGCACGGAGGCUGCACCUCCCACUUUAUCUCCCAGCUCAGGUGCAGCUCUGUGCUCUGACGCUCAGCGUUUGCUCCGUGGGCUGGUUACGGCGCCGGCAGAGCUUGGCCUGUGCUGGGCACCAGCGCCGCCUUUGUCUUGGGCACGCUUUCAUGAAGCGGCUUCAUUAAGACGAUGGUGAUAGUGGGCGCUGCCUCCUCUCCAGCCUUGGAGCAGCUCCGCGUUCGGUGAAUGAUGAACUCUCCAUCGCUGGACACAAGCAGGUGACUGAAGCUCUUACUCAGCCCCAGGCUGCUCACUACACGUGGGACGUGAAGCUCAUGUCCUGGUGUCUGCAUGUCGUCAUCCAGUGGCCUGAGGCCCAGAGAGAAGCAAUUAAAGCUUCAAUACAAACACAAAUGUUUUUCAUUUCAUGUAAAAUGAUUCAAAGUUUGUUUGUCUGGAUGUCUGCGCUUUUGUUAAUAUGUUCUGCACGGAGACGCCUGCCGGCCCACAUGACGACAUCAUCCAGCUCGGCUCUGAUUGGUCCGUUCUGACGGGAGAUGGACUUUUAAUCAUUCAGAUCACAGCCGCCUGAGUAAUGGAUGUGUUUGUGUCCUUACGCCGCUUGCCAGUGAAUGACGGACGUCUCAGGUAAAUGACUUGUUAUGACUGGACAGAGCAGAACGUUUGGCUCCAAUUUGUCAUUUCUAGAAGAAUCCACGACGACGAAGAUCAUGAACGGCUGCGGAAGUCAAUCCUUUUUAUUAAAAACACCAUGUAGACAAAGAAACAAAGAAAAAGAGUGCAUGGCUCAUCCACUCGACAACACAUCACUGCAUGAAUCGAGGGAUGAAUCCAUUCAUUUCCAAACCUGCUCAUUCAUUGUCUGACUGGCUCCUCCUCCCAGCCGACAGGCAGCCGAUAGGACGGAGCGCGGCUGGGUCUGUGUGCGUGCGUUUGCCUGCUAUAUAAGAACCCAGGGAGGCGGCGAAGUGAUGAUCUGGCUGAAGUCGCUGCCGCUGCUGCUGCUGCUGCUGCUGCUGCUGCUCGGACUCUCGUGGUCUCAGUCUCUGUUGAUCAGCCGCAAGUGCAGUCUCUUCGCGUCUCUUCUGUCCUCUUGCCCCUCUUCCUCCUCGCUUUUCGCUGUUUUAACUUACUACGCACACUGUCUCUCCAGACGGACAGAGAUGAGAGAAGAGUGUUUAACUAACAGCAGCAGCAGCAGCUCUCUGAGGGAAGCUGCGUUUCUGGUGCCCGGACAAAGAGAGAAAAUCCUUUUCCACUCGUCUUCAAGGCCCCUGAGGUUGUUCCAGUCGCGGUUGGCUGGAAGUCAAAGCCCCUGAAGUGGACACAUGACCCAGGAAGAGAGGAAGGAGACACAAUGAACGCCACAGACCACCUUGGAUUAAACCAGGGCUACCUGAACAGGAGCCAGACCUCCACGGCUCUGCCCAAGGACCUGUCGGCCGAGCAGAAGGACGCCUCUGCCGGCUGCUACGGCCAGCUGCCCAUCUCCACCGAGGUCUUCCUCUCGCUGGGCAUCGUCAGCCUGCUGGAGAACAUCCUGGUUGUCGCUGCUAUAGUCAAGAACAAGAACCUCCACUCGCCCAUGUACUUUUUCAUUUGCAGCCUGGCUGUUGCCGACAUGCUGGUGAGCGUCUCCAACGCCUCCGAGACCAUUGUGAUAGAGCUCAUCAACGGCGGCAACCUGACCAUCCCGGCCUCGCUCAUCAAGAGCAUGGACAAUGUGUUCGACUCCAUGAUCUGCAGCUCCCUGCUGGCUUCCAUCUGCAGCCUGCUGGCCAUCGCCGUGGACCGCUACAUCACCAUCUUCUACGCGCUGCGCUACCACAACAUCGUGACCCUGCGACGGGCCACGCUGGUCAUCAGCACCAUCUGGACGUGGUGCACGGUGUCCGGCAUCCUCUUCAUCAUCUACUCAGAGAGCACCACCGUGCUCAUUUGCCUCAUCACCAUGUUCUUCACCAUGCUGGUGCUCAUGGCGUCGCUGUACGUGCACAUGUUCCUGCUGGCGCGCCUGCACAUGAAGCGCAUCGCGGCGUUGCCGGGCAACGCGCCCAUCCACCAGCGGGCCAACAUGAAGGGCGCCAUCACGCUCACCAUCCUGCUGGGCGUGUUCGUGGUGUGCUGGGCGCCCUUCUUCCUCCACCUCAUCCUCAUGAUCACCUGCCCCCGCAACCCCUACUGCACCUGCUUCAUGUCCCACUUCAACAUGUACCUCAUCCUCAUCAUGUGCAACUCCAUCAUUGACCCCAUCAUCUACGCCUUCCGCAGCCAGGAGAUGCGUAAAACCUUCAAGGAGUUUUUCUGCUGCUCGCAGCCUCUGCUGUGUGUGUGAGCUGUGCUGAUUCAUGUCAGCGGAGCCUCAAUCUGCAAUUGAAAUGGAACGUGGGAGGUCGAGCCCCUGUGGACCGUGUGCUUGUGUUGUCUGUAAAAGUAUUAAUGAUCAGGGGCUGGCCUCAGGUUUGUGCAGAGCUAGGUUUGCAGUCACUGUGUGAGGCAGAGCAUCACUGAAGGAAAUGUGACCAGAAUGUAGAGAACUCAACAAAUUCCCUGAUUUUCCUUUUGCCUCUUUUGCUCUUCAGUGUCACAGUGAAUCAGAAUCACGUGUAUAGUAUUUAUUUAGCAGAUGCACAAGCGUUUGACAGACUACCUCCAUGUUCGUCCUCACGGCAGACGCUUUGAUUUAACACAAUGAAUGUAAACAAAUGUGCAACAUUUAGUGCUAAUGAACCACAAUGAUGGGGUGGAAGCAGACCACUCACUCAUUUAAUGCAGGCGAUGAUCUCUCUGUGCAGAAAGCAGAACUCAUUCUAGGCGUGUGAUUCAUUCUGGCUCUUCUAAACACUAAGAUCAAAGCAGAUUUCUUAUCGAGAUCGGGGUGAGAGCACCAAGUGGAAUUGCCACAUAUUGCUUCUGCCCAGCUGCCGUCUCCGUCGCUCACACUCUGCAUAUCAACGACGACCUGCUUGACUCUCACGGGACUCAUCCUGGGCUGGAAACCUACAACAUAACCUACAGUAUUAAGAGCAUAUGACUUUUAGAGACACAGGGAAAAUAAUCAGGUGUUUUAAAGCCUGUUUCAGUGAACGUGAGUGUUUCUCAGGCAGAAAAUGGGUCAAGAAGCAUCUGGUUCAUGUUGUGUUUCUGUGUGGCUUUAAACAUUUCUUCUAAUGUGUAUUUGUAUUCUUUGCCUCCAUGAUGGCACCUACAGUAUGUAGGGUUUGCAGACUCUCAAUGUGUUUCUUCAAGAAGCUUUGUGACAAAAAAGAGAAGUGAUUCCACAGUUCCUUGUGUGAACGUGUAGUUUAGUGUGAGCUAAUAGCACAGCCAGGUUCUGCUCGGCCCCACGAAACCGCUGGGGGGAUCCAGUCGGAGCCGUGUCUUUGGCUUUUACAGUCAGCUACUGUGAAUUUGUGCUUCUUGAUGUAAAACUUCACGUGCACGUCUCUGCACAUGACAUUUACUGUAAAUUUAUUUUUCAUGUUGAUGUAAUGGGAGAAAACAGACAGCAUCUAUUUUUCUGUGUUUGUACCUUAUUGCUUUCUAUCUGGGCCUUAACUAUGUUGCACUGUGAUGUAAGAAGCAGCCGUAUCCUCUGUGACACUUUUCCCGUUUAGGUAAAUAUUGCCUUAUUUAUUCUGCCUUUACACUGUGGGUUCGAUGUUAGAAGCUUCACCGUGAGCCGAUGUGAGCGUUGGCUUGACGACUGCGUCGUCUGUGAAUCACUGCUGCAGAGAAACGUAAAUAAACCUUGUGUCACGUGAGCUCAGCUCUGAUUCUGAGCUCUGUGACCUUAAUGCAAA
Molecule: messenger RNA, 20148 nt
Organism: Betta splendens (Siamese fighting fish)
Lineage: Eukaryota; Metazoa; Chordata; Actinopteri; Anabantiformes; Osphronemidae
Gene: mc4r
Product: melanocortin 4 receptor
Exons: 6
Coding region: 17703-18680 (325 amino acids)
Biological process (GO): G protein-coupled receptor signaling pathway
Cellular component (GO): membrane
Molecular function (GO): melanocyte-stimulating hormone receptor activity
Source: RefSeq, a predicted model, not a curated record